CUCACCGUGAAUAACUCUCUACGCGACUGUCAUUGCUCAAGCAAUUCUUCACUGCCUUUCACCACUCCCCAUGGCGUACUCAAGGGCUUUCGCCGUAGCCUGCGCGCUGCCUCUCCUCGCGCUCGUGUUCUCUUCGUUCUGCCUCAACGCCUCCGCCGACCUCGUCGUUCCCGAGGCCGCCUCGUCCGCACUUGCCGCCGCUGCGUCCGGCGAGCUCGCUCAGCUCGAUGCGUCGCACGCUCUCAGCGACGACGCUGCGACCAGGCGAAUUCUCGACGACGAUGACGACGAUGAUGACGAGGACAAGAAGGACAAGAAGAAGAAGGAUAAGAAGGCUAAGAAGGAUAAGAAGUCUAAGAAGUCUCCUACCCCCUCUCCCUCCACCCCCGCCCCGACUACUCCUACCGCGCCGACCAAGACCGGCGGAAAGAAGGGCAAGACUCCCCCUACCCCUGCAACCCCUGGGACCCCUAAGACCCCCGCCGCUCCCGGCAAGCCCACCAUCAAGCUCACCAGCGGCGACCAGAAGGUGAUAUCCUCGCUAGAGGCCGCCGCGAUUGAUGUGGACAGCGCCAAGGCGAAGCUGAGCGUGAAGACGUACGUGAAGAGUCUGACGGACACGGCGGCGGCGCUGCGCAACUCGGCGAUUCUGAUCCGCACGGGGCAGCGCACGCUGGUGGCGGGGCAGAUCGACAACGCCAUCGCCACCAUCAACGGCGUGUCCGUCAUGCUCCCCGCCGCCGGCGCCGACAAGAAGUUGCUCGCGUCGGCGCUGACCAAGGCGCAGGCCGCCAAGGCUGCGUGGAAGGCGUAGCGGGCUUUCCAAGGGUAGCUGCCUUGGGAUCUCCGCGUUGGAAGGCGUUGAUGGCUUUCCAAUGCGUGGGAAUCUCCGCGUUGAAGGCUACCGGCUGGAUGUGUAGCUGCAGUUCUCUAGAGGCGCGAAACUAGCUGUUAAUAGGUCCUUGGCUGACUGGUGCAGUUCUCAGGUGGUGCCAUCAGCGACGAAUAACGUGUGCCUCUUGUGGCCAUUUGUUCCUAAAUCGUUUCUCAAAUUACAACGGCCAGUUUUGACGUAUCACACAGCUAUGGGAGCAGGCCCCCAGAAGUCAGGAAAAUUUUCCUGAUUCAGGAAAAAAGCAGGGUGUUGAGGGGUACCAGGUCUGAUUUGCUAGGGUUUUGUUUUUGGUAUUUCCUG
This is a messenger RNA of Closterium sp. NIES-67, 1195 nucleotides long. The record is from the annotation of a GenBank genome assembly. NCBI's taxonomy places the organism in Eukaryota, Viridiplantae, Streptophyta, Zygnematophyceae, Desmidiales, Closteriaceae.